AAACGCGAAGAAAUCCCUAACAAUACUAUUAUGGUUAGGGGUUUGGCACCACAUAUAACAGAGAAAGAUAUUGUGUCCAAAUUAUCGGACAAUAAUUUGGCCGCAAAAGACAUACGUUUAAUGAGAAAGAAAGAAACAGGAGUCUCGCGUGGAUUUGCUUUCGUCGAGUUCACUAACAUUGAAGACGCCAUUCAAUGGAAGGAAUUAACUCAGGGAUAUUUGUACUUCGAUGAAGAAUGCGAGGCAUCCGUUCACUACAGUAUUCCUAAAGACAAUUUCAGUGGUGAUAAAAAUAUUAUGAAAAACGAUUGGAUGUGUUAUAAGUGCGGAGUCAAUAACUUUAAACGUCGUGAAGAAUGCUUUAAGUGUGGAACACCUAAAGACGAGUCGCUCGCAAAUGAAACCGGAGAUGAAGUCAGUCUGAGUCCAACAAAUGCUCUGUUGUUAAGCAAACUAUCGGCGAACACAACCGAAGAAAAAAUUUUGACAAUUUUGGGUUCAAUCACUGCUUUACCC
Molecule: messenger RNA, 516 nt
Organism: Medioppia subpectinata
Lineage: Eukaryota; Metazoa; Arthropoda; Arachnida; Sarcoptiformes; Oppiidae
Source: the annotation of a GenBank genome assembly